GCUACGCCGGACUGGCACGCGCUGGAGCUGGGUGUGAAGAUGGCGGACGAGGAGGCCGAGAAGGACCGUGGUCCUGAGAACGGUAUCAGUGCAACCAUAGGGGAACUCAAACAACGCUUACAAGAACUGCAGGACGUCGUGUUUAAGGAAAGGAAUGAAUGUCCAGUCCAGGCUUCUCUGAACUAUUGCCAAGAAUUUUGUAGGACACUGCUGGAGUAUGCAGGCCGAUGGAAGAUAGAGGAAGAACCUCUGCCCCUGGUGGAAGUGUACAUGGUUGCCUUGCUGAGUUAUGCCCAGGCCUCUCCAUACCUGUCCCUGCAGUGUGAAAACGUUCCCGUUGUGGUGGAGAGGCUGUCACUGAGUUUUGUGGAGCUCUUACUUUCACUGAAGGACGAGGUACCAGAUGGAUUAUGGACAGAAUUCAAGUCGUGUAUCCAGUUUGCUCAUAAUAAGCUGCAGGAGAAUGGGAUCGCUCAUCUGUCCAUGCUGUCUGCUUUGGGCCAGCAAUACGGCAUUUGGACCAACUGGGUCCUACAAGACAUUCUGUCCCACGCAGACGUACAGAAGGAGCAAAUCGAGGAGUUCAUGGUGCAGGAGGGCCAGGGUCUGCUGGAGAUGAGAGUGAAGCAGCUGAUGAAGGACAGUCAGCCGGGGAAGGCCGCACAACUGGCAAAGACGUGUUUUGAGUGCACCGCCUUCGAAGGAAAGGGACUUUUCAAGCAGAUGUACCUGGUCUGCCUGUGUACUACCUCAGAACAGGAUCAGCUGAUGGAGGAGCUUUCGAAGGUGGACUGCCGCGACGCCCUAGAAAUGAUCUGCAACCUGGAGUCAGACGGAGAUGAGAAGGCAGCAUUCAGCUUGUGCUCAGCCUUCCUGACUCGACAGCUUCUCCAAGGAGACACCUACUGCGCUUGGGAGCUGACUUUAUUUUGGAGUAAACUGCUGAAGCGGUUCGAGCCCUCAGAGAAGGACUUCCUCGACAGAUGCCGCCAGAUGUCUUUACUUUCCAAAACAGUGUACCACAUCUUAUUCCUCAUCAAGGUCAUCCAAUCGGAGAUCAACAGCCUUGGACUGCCAGUGUGCAUUGAAAUGUGCAUUCGAGCUCUGCGGAUGGACUCAAAUGAUGGAACCACGAAGGCCACCGUUUGUAAAACCAUUUCCUGUUUGCUUCCCAAUGACCUAGAAGUAAAACGGGCCUGCCAACUGACUGAGUUCCUCCUGGAGCCCACUGUGGAUUCGUACUACGCCGUGGAGACUCUUUACAAUGAACCGGAUCAAAAACUAGAGGAGGAGAAUAUGCCCGUUCCGAACUCACUACGCUGCGAGCUUCUGUUGGUUUUCAAAACCCAGUGGCCUUUUGACCCAGAGUUCUGGGACUGGAAAGCACUGAAGCGCCACUGCUUAGGACUGAUGGGUGAAGAGGCCUCCAUAGUGUCAUCUAUCGACUUACUGAAUGAUACUGACAGCCCUGAGGAGGAAGAACCCUUCUUCAGCCAGGAAGGGUUUCUGGAAAGCGCAGACCGCCUCGUAAGCGGCACCUACGAACUGAAAGAUGUAACAGACAGGAAACAGAAAAACAGAGAAAUGAAGAAACUGAGAGAAAAAGGUUUCAUAUCUGCCAGGUUUCGAAACUGGCAGGCAUACAUGCAGUACUGUGUUCUGUGUGACAAAGAGUUUCUAGGCCACAGGAUUGUACGUCACGCACAGACUCAUCUGAGCGGCGGAGUAUACAGCUGCCCGAUAUGUACGGAAUCCUUUAGCUCAAAAGACACUCUGCUCCCCCACGUCACAUCGCAUGUUAAACAGUCAUGCAAAGAGAGGCUAACUGCAAUGAAGACCACCAAGAAACUGGCUAAUCCUAAAACGGCCGCUCCGGUCAUUGCGGCAUUACAGGCCAAGACGGAAAAUCAAUUUUAUGAAAACGGUGCUUCUGCGGGGCGUAAUGGGGAAUUGAUUGAUAGCGUUCAGUCAAGACUGUCCUGGGGUAAUGUAGAGAGAAGCGAAGACAAUAUCUGCCCCGUUGGAAAAUGUAGAAAGACCUUCAAGUUCUUCAAAAACCUCAUCGCUCACGUUAAAGCUCACGGAGACGACGAGGAAGCGAAGUCAUUCCUCGAGAUGCGGAGUAAAAAGGUCAUUUGUCAGUACUGCCGCCGCCACUUUGUUAACGUCAACCACCUUAACGAUCAUUUACAGGUGCAUUGCGGUGUGAAGCCGUACAUCUGUAUACAGUUAAACUGCAAGGCGAGUUUCCUGUCCAACACUGAACUUCUCGUCCACAGGAAAACGCACACUUUUUUUAAGGCCAAAUGUAUGUUUCCAAAUUGCGGAAAGAUUUUCAGUGAGGCCUUCAAACUGUACGACCACGAGGCACAACAUUAUAAAACUUUUACUUGUAAAGUUCUAGACUGCGGGAAGGUAUUCCAUACACAACAACAGCUGGAUUUGCACCAGGAGGAGCAUACUGCGAAAAAAGAGGAAAGCCCUUCCUCUGUGCAGACCCCACAGAAUUUGGAGCCUGGCCCAUCACUCAUUGCACAAAUGCUUUCCGAUCAAACCCCCAUCAAACAAGAGAAUCCUCAAGAGUCAAGUGACUGUAUUCCUGAGACUGUUGUUAAACCUGAACCUGAAAGAUAUCCAGAGUCCCUUGAAAGCUUGCUAAAAUCUCCAAAGCAUGUGGAUCCCAUGGCACAGUAUGAAAUGAAACACGAGCCACAAAAUGUACCAGUCAGUCAAAUGCCGAAUUCACAUAGUUCUGUAAUUCAGGUGGUGAAUUCACAAUCAUCUAAUCCUAGUGGAAACAGAAGUGACUCAAAUCAUCCUACUUAUGACUAUAUGACACCGUCCCAACAUCAACACAUCCCUCCAUUUGAAGCUAAUUUAGGUAAACUAUCACAUACCUGUGAUACAGAUGUAUUACAAGCUCAGUCACAAAUGUAUCCUAGUAAUGUGAGUAACAGAUUAGGAAGUUACAGCUCGACACAUCUAGGGCCAGUGUUUAAUAGUAGUGUUAGUAACCCCCUAGUAGCACCGACCCAGAGCUACACAGAACCAGCAAUGUUGCAGCCACUUCCUCCAACAGUAGUUCCACAUCCUCUAACUGCGAACAGAAUAGAAAACACAGAGAAACCUCCAGAUUCCCUUCCAGCCCUUAGAGAGCGAUACCACUGCGCAUUUGAAAACUGCACACGGAAUUACAGCUGUUACAAAAGUGCCGCCAAGCACAUGAAAACAGUUCACCCAGAAUUCUUUGACAAAUGGAAGGCUGCACGAACUAAAAUCAAGAUAACCUACGCUCCUGCACCAGGCACACCCUCUGUCACGAAUCACAGUUUGGUUCCCCCAACUGUACCAUUUCAAGGAGCUGUAAGGCAGAAUGUGAUUCAACCACCGGCCUACACAAACAUGGCCCCAAGUUCAAACUACGGUUCCUUACCUCCCCAUUCAGCCUCCACUCUCAACCAGAAUGCCUCACUCCUAAUGGAAAAUGUUUUAAAUCCCAUUGUUCUUUCUCAGUUAGAAAGCAAUACAAGUCAUUUAACUAACCCACAGUCCCACGACACAGGCAAUCAAAACUGGCCUUCAGCCCCCGAAAGACAACAAAUCCUAAACUGCGGUACUUCCCAAAUGUAUCGAUCAAACACGCAGGACAUGCCACUGUUGGGAUCAAGCAUAAACAGCUCAGCAGACUCCCUACAGGCACCAGUCAUGGAAACCAGUGCUCAGUCCCUUUUGUCCUCUUAUUCAAGGAUGGAAGAAGUAGCAAAGCAGGUGACCAAUUGUCAUUCACUAUAUUCACCACAGAUGCAAAAUAAUUCCAUCCCCAGUUCCACUUUACCAGAAAAAACUAAAUCAUUGCAUAGCCACAUGCCGUCAAGUCUUGCCCCUACAACCAGUCAACAUCAAAAAGACCCAACUGUCUCAGACAAUAAUCCUGACAAUCCUAAACGAGCCAGAAAAAGCAGGAGGACAAAAUGGCCAGCCAUUGUUAGAAAUGGCAAAUGGAUCUGUUGCAGAUGUUAUAGACAGUUCGAUAGUCCCAAAUCACUUGGAGGCCAUUUGUCUAAACGUACAGUGUGCAAACCAUACGAAGAGUCAGAACUGAACACGGACCUGCCCGCAUCAUUUCUCGACCUCCUCAAUUCUGAACAAGCGGUUAGCGGUGUUGAGCCCGGUCUUUCGUACAAUCCUGCCACAGUUUAUCAGGGCAAGCCUCAGCAUUCAGAAAUGAGUAGUUCUGCAGGCCAAAAAGAUUAUAGCUCUGCUAAUUAUCCACAAGGAAAUUUGCCAGUCUAUGGAAAUGGUGAAUCAAAUGAAGACAUUCUCAAACAAAUCAUGACUGAAUCAAACAUAGCAGAUCUGUAUGUGCAGCCACCUGUUCCUCCACCCAUGUUCCCAAACUCAGGUGUUCCCUACGGGCCAAGUGAACGUUAUCCAGCAAGCUCGGUCAUACAGCACACCGAAGACGUUCACAGGAGAGAAGCUGACUUGUGUAAUGCUGCUCAUUAUCCACAGUCUAGGAUUGAUACAUUUUCCGGUAAUGAAUUUCCUAACUCGCUUUUAUCCCAAGUAGUAACAGAAACGCAGACUAAUACUAUUUCCAGCCUUGUUCCCACAAACAGUGUAAUUCCAAGGGAAGUCCCUCCUCAACCCUAUCACUCUGAGACAAUGAUCCAGACAUCAGAUAUGGAUUCAAACCCAGUGAAACAGACACUGUUACCCGAUAGUGGGCUUAGUCCUAUACCAGCAAGUGACACGAAGCAACCCGGGAUGCAAAGGAAGAGCACUGAGCACGAUAUCAAAAAGAGACUGCGGGAGCAGAUUCUCGCUGGUGAUUUUCAACGUAGAAAUAGCUUGUGUAAUUCAAGCAACAUGGACACUAAUGUGACUUCAAGAAGUCCCAUGUCAUUUAGCACAGUGUCAAGUCCUAAAAACUUUGGACCUCAUCAAAUUGGUUGGGAUGUAAAGGGUGAUGCAGCUAAUGGAGGACAAGAAAACUCUAUCAUUCCAGGGUCAUCGGGCGAAAUUGAAGUACUCCUAAAAACCCAAAGCUUUACCAGUUUUAGACAGACUACUACCCCGCAGCAGGAGGUGCAGAGCCCGACUUGCACUGUGGCAAGUGAUCUAGAUCCUGAACCCAGUCAGGUACCUUGCAGCCAACAACAGUGGCUAACAGAAAUUCAGAGUGCGUUCGAGAGGCUUAACCUUGUCAGAGAAUUAUCUGAUCAAACAUGUAGCAAAGUGAAGCAAACUAGCAUCCCCGACAGCCACAAAGCACCCGCAAAAGUCGUUUCACGUAAUGUAAAACCAUCAAACCCGGCCAAAAUGUUUGCUUGUGAGAAUGACAACUGCACAUUUAGCACAGUGUCAAGUGAGGCGUUCUGGAGACACCUCUCAAGGUCUCAUAAUUACACAUUCGAUAUGGUGAACGUGGUUAAAAAACAGUACGGCCAAUACGCUCCCUUCCAGUGUCAGAAAUGUAAUAAAACAUUCACACGUAAUUCAAACCUCCGAACUCACUACCAGUCAGCUCACAAAUUAUCGGCCGAAGAAAUUGCAAAUCUGGAUUUGAAACGUCGACUAGCCAAAGCUGCUGCAGCCGCUGCUACUCCAAACCACCCUCCACCCACUCAAGCCCCAACUGCUUCCUCAUCAGUACCGAAUGGAUGUGAUCCAUUUGUCCAUUAUAAUAACUUGAACAGAGCUAGUCAAAAAUUUCAAGGUGACACCUGCUCCUCAGUAAUUCACGCUUUGCAGCCAACAGUCUUACACAAUCAGAGGCAACCAAACCUGACUCAGAACUCAGAUCCAUCUUAUCAGGCCGGACAAACAGCAGAACAUUUGCCCAUGAUACCAGUCCAGCACACGAGCAGGAAACAAGUUGGAGCCCAUUCGUCCAAAGCCGGCCCUCAUCAAGCGAACAGACUUCAGAGUCUAGAUAAAGAAGUUAACGGGCAGGCGAUAGUCAAACCCAGCAUUGACUUAAACAAGAAGCCAAAGGAGAAGAAGCCAACCUUGAGCGAUGCCAUAAGUCAGUACAGACCUUACCGCUGUGUUCACCAGGGCUGCGUGGCGGCCUUCACCAUCCAGCACAACCUGAUCCUCCACUACAGGGCCGUUCAUCAGUCCGCCCUCUGCGCUUUGGAGGUGAACAAGGAUCAGGACCAGAGUGAGGGUUUCGACGAAGUAACGGAACACGAAGAAGAGGAGGCGGAGGUCCCCCACAUUUCUGAAUUCAGAUGCCAGGUUAAAGACUGCUCCCGAGUUUUUCAGGAAGUUCCCAACCUUCUCCAGCAUUACUUCCAGCUGCACGAGUUCAGCAUCGACAAGGUGGGCAACAUCUUGUGUGGCAUCAGCCUCGGACGGUUCACCUGCGGUCACCAAGGAUGCACCUCAAACUUCACUGGUUUCUGGAAGUACAUCGGGCACGUCAAAGAACAACAUAAAGACAUAAAGCUGUCCAAACCAGAGCCAUUAAACGGUUUGUUCAAAUGUGAAAUCGAAGGCUGUGAUCGUUCAUAUGCCACAAAGUCAAAUAUGCUCAGACACGCGAUGAAAAAGCAUCAGGAUUUGUACCAAUCGAAACUAAAGACUCAGCAAAUAACAGAGGACAGUAUGAAAGAGAAGUCGACAACUUUGAAUUCAAAGACUUUGCAUUACCAAAUAUCCAAAACAAGUAACGGGAAGGAAAACAUCGAGAGCAAUAAAAAGGUCGUUCAGAAGGAAAGUGACGCAAAGAGAGCCCGAAAAGUGAACAUUUACUGGACGAAGUACGAAAAACCCACUUUGAAAUCCAAUGUAGAGGCAUCGGCAAUGUGCACAAAGAAGUUCCCUUUGCAGUAUCCCUGCAUGAUAAAGGGUUGUGAGUCUGUCAUGAGUUCAGAGAAGAACGUUUUAAAACAUUACGUAGGACACGGACUGUCCGAAAAGUACUUAGAACAGCACAGGAGUCACUACAUAUUCUGCAAAAAAGUCCCCAAACAGAAAUGCAGCUCCAUCAGGAGUGAGGAUUCUAAAUCGGACAAUGGUUCCGAUCUGUCCGACGGUGAGUUCCUGGGCCAGAGCAGCCCAGAAGGAGGGGAGUUCAACAGUUCCAGACCCCUUCUACGCAAACGCACCUGCACAGGCAUCCCAGUUGUACUAUUAGACAGCAAGUUAUCCAAUGACGACAGUUCUGACGGCUCUGUGGUGCUCAAACGAAAACGAGGACGCCCGCGAAAGCUAAUCGAAAAGAUAGUGAAACGCAAGAAAAUCCCACGCGCGACGAAGGCCGAUGUGGUUUACAGUCGAGACGACGAGUCCGACUCAACCUGUCCGCCGGCGCUGCAGGACGUGUCCGAUCAGAGCGUCCAGCUAGCCUCCUUCAAACCCAUGGGCUUCGAAAUGUCCUUCUUACAGUUUCUCGAGCAGUCAAAUAAAUCUGAUAACUCCCUGAGGAGUAACGCGGAGCCGACGGACACGCGAAGUAAAACCCCCAGUCCCAACGCCAAAGAAACCUGCAUCAAGUUCAACAACCGGCGGAACCUGAAGUCGCUCAGUAAAGUUCGGAUCGUUUUGGACGGGGCCGUCUCAGGCGUUACGGAGCUGAUUGUGAAGCAGCUGCAGGACAUGGAGCCCAGAGUGAGACUGGAAAGAAACAACCUGAUGUUGAGACAGUUACACGACAUGCAGCCCACCGUCGUACUGGAGAAACACACCUAACCUGCUUUUUCUUGUUUGGUUUUUUGGUUUUAUUCGCAGAAUCUCAGGACUAGAACAAGUCAAGUCUGCUGCAGACUGGUGCCCUACAAAUCAAAUGUUUUUUUACACAUCCACUUAUCAAAAAAAAAAAAACAAACGCUUUUGAAUUAUACUGUAAUAAUAUCUGUAAAAUGUGUCCUUUUUAUAUAGAAAAGUGUAAAGCAUGUUUUUAUUUAUAAACUACAAAGUAACUCAAUGAAACUCAGCUUUGUGUUGAAUUAUCCCUGUGGGACUGGCAGACAAGUGGACUUUGAUAUGAACUGUAUCGUUGUGUGUAGUUUGUGAUUUGCAGAUGUUGACUGUUGUUUGUUGUGUAUAUACUUUGAAAAAUCACCUACUGCCACCAGCAGUCUUACUGUUAUUAAAGCAAUUUUUUUUAUUCCA
This is a messenger RNA of Sphaeramia orbicularis (orbiculate cardinalfish), 8121 nucleotides long. RefSeq names its product zinc finger protein 292-like. The record is from RefSeq and is a predicted model, not a curated record. Gene Ontology annotation, biological process: regulation of transcription by RNA polymerase II. Gene Ontology annotation, cellular component: nucleus. Lineage: Eukaryota; Metazoa; Chordata; Actinopteri; Kurtiformes; Apogonidae. Gene Ontology annotation, molecular function: DNA-binding transcription factor activity, RNA polymerase II-specific; DNA binding.